AUGACAACUCCACCCCGUCCAGGUGUAUUGCUCUUAACUUCAAUAAACCAACACGUCUUAAUUCGAUUCCACGACUAUACGCCAACGACGGAGAAUAUCACAGAAGCUUACGAUGAUGUUAUAUUCUAUUUAGAAGACACUCCGUCUUAUAUAUCUUCGCCCACAGAAGCAGCGACUGAAAUAUUAUUCAUUCCCGGGCGCCCCCUGGGGUUCUCUGUCGAUGCGUUCUUUAUGAAGAAUGACGCUUUCUCUCAAUUUCUCUUCUUUUUGAAGAGUCUUGGAGUGUCUUUGGCAAAUGGCAUUAUACAGACAACAGCAGCACAGUCGAUGUUCAAAUUGGAUGUCGAGAGAUAUAUAAGAAACCUCGACUUGAAUGUGUAUAUUGAUAAGAGAGUUGAUUGGAUUCAAAGCAACGGACUUACAUUACUCAGUCAAGUGUCGGUGAUCCCACAGAGCGAUGGCAUUGAUGAUAAAAUGAAGAAUUCGAUAUUAUAUAAAGGCAUUGAGGAUGAUAUUCGUGGGAAAGUUUGGAUGCGAUUAUUACAAGUGUCCGAUGAUGAGACGGAAUUUAAGAACAUCUUAGAACAAGUCAACCACAUCACACAGAACCAAUUAAAGAGAUCCAGAGAGCUUCGGAAGAAUUUUGAACAAAUAGAGAAGGAUGUUGGGCGCACACCAAUUGAGGGGGAGUUAUUGACUAACACCAAAAAGUCGAUAGAAGAGAUUAAAAAUGAGUUGCGGGUGUUAAUGAAGUGUUGGGUAGUCUAUUACCAAGACUGUGGAUAUCAACAAGGACAGAGUGAUGUGAUGGUUGGUAUAAUGGAAGAGGUUGAGAGUAUGUGUGGGCGGUUUUAUGUGUUUGAAAGAGUGAUGGAGAUAUUGAAGAGUGUGUAUAUAGUUCCCAUUGACAUUAAUAAUAUCAUGGCUGUCUUAAUGGAAGUCUUAGAUGAUGAUGUAUAUUGUUAUAUGAAAAUGAAGAAGAUAGGAUAUUCCUUUGUCUACAAGUGGAUUGUCUUAUUAUUUCGACGCGACUUCACACCCAAAAAGUGUAAAAGAAUAUGGGACGCAAUCUUUGCAUUCAAAGAGAAGAAGUUAGUCUUUUUCAUCGCAGCUGUGAUGAUCAUCCAUAACAAGAGGAUUAUUCUUGACAACAGAUUUGAACUCGACUCACUCGCAAUAUUCUUCCAAGAGCUUGAAAAUCACUUCGAUGAUGGUGUCGUCUAUGACGCAGAUAUCGCGUAUUAUACCUUCAUGGAAAAGGCAACCCCCGACCAGAAAAAGUACUUUGACAAGUUGUAA
This is a messenger RNA of Entamoeba invadens IP1, 1299 nucleotides long. RefSeq lists its product as hypothetical. Gene Ontology annotation, biological process: intracellular protein transport; activation of GTPase activity. The record is from RefSeq and is a predicted model, not a curated record. Bases 1 to 1299 code for a protein of 432 amino acids. Lineage: Eukaryota; Evosea; Mastigamoebida; Endamoebidae. Gene Ontology annotation, molecular function: GTPase activator activity. The transcript has a single exon.